Molecule: messenger RNA, 2076 nt
Organism: Chelonia mydas (Green sea turtle)
Lineage: Eukaryota; Metazoa; Chordata; Testudines; Cheloniidae
Gene: NEUROD2
Product: neuronal differentiation 2
Exons: 2
Coding region: 278-1348 (356 amino acids)
Biological process (GO): nervous system development; regulation of DNA-templated transcription
Molecular function (GO): protein dimerization activity
Source: RefSeq, a predicted model, not a curated record
CAGAUGGCGAUUCCUCCUUCCCCAGAGAGAAAAAUCUCCCUGAAUGCAGGCGCAUGUCAAUCAUUGGCUCUCAUGUGAUCGCUCCGGCCGAUGACGUGCCAACCAUAUGGCAUGAGCAUCAGAGCUGGUACCCCCUUUGCUUGGUCGAGAUGCCACUCUCGCCUCCUUUUGGAUAGCGCACUGAAGAAAGCUGAGCACCUUAAGGAGCAGUGCCCGAGUCCCAGAAGAUGCUGGGGACAAGGAAAUAAGAAUCCCCCCCGUUAGCUUUGAAGCCAUCAUGUUGACGAGGCUGUUCAGCGAGCCCAGCCUGCUCCCCGACGUGCAGAAAUUCCCCAGCUGGGCGGAGGAGUGCGAGGAGGAUGACCGCAGCGACAAGGAGGAGCGGAAAGGUAAAAGCUGCCCGCUGCAGGAGGAGCAGCGGGAAGGCUCCUUGGGCGAAAACAAAGAGGAAGGGGACCUAGGCGGGGACGAGGAGGAGGAGGAGGAGGAGGAGGAGGAAGGGGUGGAGGAGGCCGAAGGGGACCGGCCCAAGAAGCGCGGCCCGAAGAAGAGGAAGAUGACCAAGGCCCGGCUGGAGCGCUCCAAGCUGCGGCGCCAGAAGGCCAACGCGCGGGAGCGGAACCGCAUGCACGACCUGAACGCGGCGCUGGACAACCUGCGCAAGGUGGUGCCCUGCUACUCCAAGACCCAGAAACUCUCCAAAAUCGAGACGCUGCGGCUGGCCAAGAACUACAUCUGGGCGCUCUCCGAGAUCCUGCGCUCGGGCAAGCGGCCCGACCUGGUCAGCUACGUGCAGACUCUGUGCAAGGGCUUGUCCCAGCCCACCACCAACCUGGUGGCCGGCUGCCUCCAGCUCAACUCCCGGAACUUCCUCACGGAGCAAGGCCAGGAGGCCGCCAGGUACCACGGCCCCAAUUCUUCCUUUGCCCUGCACCCUUACACCUACCAGUGCUCCCGGCUCUCCGGCAGCCAGUGCCAGUCCAGCACCAUGGCCAGCUCCCACGCCCUGCGGACACACGCCUACUGCGCCACCUACGAGAGCCUCUACGGGAACGCCUCCCCAGAGUACAACAGCUCGGAGUACGACGCCCCCCUGAGCCCCCCACUGUGCAUUAAUGGCAACUUUUCCCUCAAGCAAGACUCUUCCCCGGACCACGAGAAAAACUACCACUAUUCUAUGCAUUACUCUGCCCUGCCAAGCUCCCGGCCGGCCGGCCACAACCUGGUGUUUGGCUCCUCUGGGAUGCGCGGGGGGGUGCACUCCGAGAACAUCCUGCCUUACGACAUGCAUCUGCACCAUGACAGAGGCCCGAUGUACGAAGAGCUCAAUGCGUUUUUCCAUAAUUAACCCCCUCGUGACCACUGGAAAUCCAUCCCCCACCCCCACCCCCGACUGCACAUAGCAAUCCCUUCUCCCCCCGCCCCAAAAAAACCCACUUCCAUUCUGCUCUAGGUUUUAAAUGUCUCCUCCGCCCCAAAACUGUGAACGUACAAUUGUUAGGUGUCUCCCUGUAACACACACACACACACAAAGCUAGACUUUGCUCAACUCACGGCUGUAUGUGAACUAGUAUCCCCCUUUACUUGUCCCCCAAGGAUAGCAGACCAGGGCAGAGUAUACACGGACAAGAAAAUUUACUUUGGUGCAAUAUAUAUAUAUAUAGAAAAUGUACAAAUAUUAUUGUUACAAAAGCUAGCCUUCGGGUUUGCAGUCGGUUGGAACAAGUGUCUAUUCUGGCCACAUGGAAAGAGAGUUUUAGGGAGAAAAAAUUGGAAAAUUAGAAAGCCCGUACCACUAUUUAAAAAAAAAAAUCAUAAUGUGGACAGUAAAAAAAGGGGGGAGGAAUGGAGAAAUAAAGCAAUUUUCACUCCCCUCAAAAGUAAAGUAUAUUGUUUGGCAACACAUCAAAGUAAAUUUUAAACAAUGCCAGCUCGUUGGGGUUUUUUUUUUUAAUUUUAUUUAUCAGGAUGCUUGUAGAAGGGGUUAUCUCAGACCAGGGGAAUUCUAUAUUCUUUCCGAGGAUUAAAUAAAAGAUCCCAUGGAAGUGUAAUGAAGAAACACACAAUGUUUGCCUC